UCCUGAUGCACAAAACACAUGACAACUUGUCUUUUUAGCUCUGAAAGUCAAAUAGAACUAUUUAAUGCCGCGGAAGUAGCUUUAAAUUCACGGUUUUGUGGAAGGAUGAUUCAAAGUAAACUUUACCUGUCCAUUUUCCAGAAAAUCUGUUAGCCUGUAACACUGCUGUUGGCACUUCAAAGCAGCACGUGUAUCGAACAGAAAACAAACGACACACUCUUAAUGGAAGCCAAAGAAGUAUGUGAGUUCUCAGACUCAAAGGGAAGCAGCAGAGAGUCUAUCCAUUGUCACUCACCCGAGUUUGACACUGGAGUUUAUCCUGACAAUGGAGUCCGUGACAGUGACACAGAAAAUGACCAGUUGGAUUCCCAAAGUGAAGUGCAACAUAUGGACCAAGGCAUACAGAAUUCACUGUCAAAUUCACAUCAUGAUAAAUCCACACAGCAAGUCAGAGAUGAUUCACAUAAUGUCACAUGGAAAAUUAGCAUUGUUAUAGCUAUUCCAAAAGGAGAGGAUGAGGAUCAUGUUGCUAUUGAAAAGGAAAAGAAGAGGCCAAAGAAAGUGUUGUCCAGUGGCGUUUUUGAGGCUCCCAAAGCUCAAGGCUACUAUCACAUAGAAUAUAACUUGCUACCAGAUGAUCCAGAACCAACCAAAGUGGACCUUGUGAUGUUUGGGCUUGCAGCUAAAAUCUACAUCGACAAUGAAGCAAAGGUGUUAAAGCCAUGGCAUGAGGGAGACCAGGUGUGGCUGGGCUGGUCUCAGUCUGUAAAAGUCAGAGUCACUCGAGAGCUACUGAUUAAACUAGCGUCCCACAAGGUCACAUUUAGAGUUUGGGACACAAAGGACAGAGUGUCUACCAAAGCCAGAAAUGACCGACCCAAAGCCUUCAGACUGCCACAGACCAGGAGUGGGGAGGAGACCGAUCAUUUAGGGGCUACCCCAGACUGUGAGGCGGCGAGAUACGGUGGUGUUAAGCAGAUAGUGUAUAAGCUGAGAUCUGUCUUUGAGAAGGAGAACCCAAGGACCAGAUUAUCUUCUAAGGGACGUGGAGAUGCAACAUCAAUAGAUUUUAAGAACUUCUCUGAGAUGAACUGUGCAACAGCUGCUGUGAAUAGCAGCUCAGUGAAAGACAAGAACCUGGCGGUUUUCAGAAAGAAGGUUCCUCAGAAACCCACUCAGGACAAUGCUGCUUAUCUGGAGAACAUCCAGAAGAACGGAUCAGCCUUGGUGGAGCUAAGUCUUCUUCAUCUACUGACAGGAGACAGGUCGCUGACUGAUUGCCUGGUCACCUGUUCGUCGGGGGUGUAUGAGGGCCUGUGCAACAUAACUGUGGACAGGCCACUAAUCUCAGAGGACCUGAAAGCUCAGCUCAACCCACUGGUCAUCACCAUCCUGUCUGCUUCCUCCCUGCCCUCCACUCCUGUCCCCUUCCAAGUCUUGGAGGAGAAGUGUCUUCCGGUGUAUUGCCAGUACAGGUUCCACAACUUGAAAGUGCACAGGUCUAAAGGCAGAGAACACCGCUCUAACAUCUACUUCAAAGACGUCAAUGUGAUUCUAACAGGCCUGCUGAGCCCUGGGGAGCUGCAGGAGUUCCUCCAAGGCCCUCCGCUGGAGAUAGAGGUCCACGACCGGGACAGGAAGGUGGAGAAGCCUUCCUCCGGUCCCGCCCUAUUUGGUACCGAGCCCAAUGAUGACAAACUGAGCAGUGUGAUCCUGGUCAGUGGCAAACGCACAACCUACAACCCCUUGAGGGCAAAGACCAAGCAGUACAACCCAUACGGCGUAGCCAGGCUGAACCUGUCUGGCCUGCUCCAUGGAGAGAGAUGUGUGAAGCUCAACAUACCUAUCGAAUGCUGCCGUCCACCACAGCUGCUGGGAAGUGAGAGGAAUGAGUGGGAGAAGAAAUUGACGGCCAUGCCAGGCGUGGUUGAAGGAGCCCCAGAUCACGCCAUGCCAAUGGGGCAUUACUUAGAUGCCAACUCCCAGCUCAAAGUGCAGGUUGAAAUAGCUUGCCCUUUCAACAUGGAGAGCGGCAGCGAGGGAGCGCUAUAUUCCCCGUUUGGUCGCAUCAUUUACAUCUUCAAAUACAACAACGUGUCUGUCGUGGCCAAGCUGAGGUCAGAGAUUCAAAAGAUCAACGCAGCAGCUUUCCAGUUGGACUCCCAGUCAAACGAGACCAUUGAACGAAUCCUUUCCAGUUACAAAAUGACAGCCCCGGAGAGGGGGAGUGUUGAUCUGGACACUGUUACUGGAUUCCAUAUGCUGGAUAAGCAGAUACACCUUUUUGUCCUUGAAGGUCUAAAGCAUAAAGCCAUCAAAAGGCUCUGGAAAACAGUCCCUAUAAAGCUGAUGGGGAGUGAAGAGGAACAGGUGAUGGUUCUCUACAACUCAGAUCUGAGCUUCUCCAAACGCCUGUAUGACACCCUGGACAUCAGUCUGAGACCCGUUCACCUCCACGAGCCACUGGAGGCCAUCAUGAGACAGCCUCUGGUCUAUGUCAGAGACAUGGUCCCCCAUACCUGCUUCCAAGCCAUGUCACGAUUAAGCGUCCUGUGUAAACUGCGGAAGCUGAAAGAUGUGGUGAGGAACAACCUGUUCCCCUCAGCCGAGAUGGUUCUCAGCAUGAGCAAGGAAUUUGGAAUAGUUCCUGGGAAAUGGGAGCAAAGGCUGAUUGCAAAGACCCAAAAGCAGCCUGAGUUCUCCCCCAUGCAUGCCUCUGAGAACACACGCAGACCCCUCAGCACCUACAACUCACGCUACAUUCAAUGGAAACAAGACGUUGCCGACAAGCAGCUGCUCAGUCAGACCAAAGACUUCAUCCAGGUUAACAUUGAGGAGGUGCAACAAGCCAGUCUUCAAGUAAAGAAGCCAAAGGUAGCAGUAUUAGUUGCUGAGCAGGCUAAAGACAGUGCAGCCCACAACUACAGUAUCCAGACCAUGAACUCAACUGAGCAGGCUAGGGAACUGCUGCGCAAGGAGAUGGCCAAGGAACCAACUCGGAGGUUCACCUACAGCCAGCAUUACCACACAGCCACAGUGGAUCCCAGAGAUGUGAAGUCUGAGAUGACAACCUCAGACGCCAGGUCCAGGUCGGCCUGGCGCACUUACGAUGGCUUCAUAUACCCGGGCUUCAAGAGCAGCAUCGAGUCCAACGAGCACCCAGGACAUCCGGACGAGGCUCGUGUGGAGGCACUGAGAAAGCCCUGGAGGGAAAACAUCCUGCAUGAGAACACUCUGAGGCCCACGCUGGCACGGGACAGAUGGCCCUGGAGGGAGCGCCACCAGGACUUUCAGAUCUACACCCAGACUGAUCAGGACUUCAGUACCCCUGUCUCCAUCCACCUGGCUGGAGAGAGGCUUCAGCAGGAGCAGCAGCAGGCAGCCUGGUCUCAGUACUCCAGGUGGCGGAGGAAGGUGCUCCCAGGCGGCAGUACCGUGUCUGGCAGGCGGGUCCCAGAGUUCAGGUGCUACAUGGGUGGAGCUCCAGGGCAGCUCCCAGCCAAGCUCCAGAACCUGCUGAAGGAUGGGCCCAUGAAGUACUCCCUCAGAAAGCCAGGAAUGGCCCUCAAGCCUGUGCCUUCACUGUCUGUGGUUCAGAGAUCUCCGUCUUCAGAGAGGAAGACCAACAUCGCAUUCGCUCCUGGGCUUUUACAGGACCAAAGCCUGAUGCAGGAUAACAAUAUGAUACCAAGACACAAUUCCCAGUACAGCAAGUUCCACUUCAGGCAAGUUGGCAAGCUUUAUUAUGAAAGACAACCACGAAAUAAACGCAACAGAGAAGGAGAAUAG
Messenger RNA from Osmerus eperlanus (European smelt), 3789 nucleotides. It is a transcript of the gene cfap92, whose product is annotated as cilia and flagella associated protein 92 (putative). The coding region runs from base 223 to 3789 and encodes 1188 amino acids. The transcript is spliced from 16 exons. The record is from RefSeq and is a predicted model, not a curated record. NCBI's taxonomy places the organism in Eukaryota, Metazoa, Chordata, Actinopteri, Osmeriformes, Osmeridae.